Messenger RNA from Chondrus crispus (carragheen), 1418 nucleotides. Its product is annotated as Aspartate transaminase. NCBI's taxonomy places the organism in Eukaryota, Rhodophyta, Florideophyceae, Gigartinales, Gigartinaceae. Gene Ontology annotation, molecular function: pyridoxal phosphate binding; L-aspartate:2-oxoglutarate transaminase activity. The transcript is spliced from 2 exons. The coding region runs from base 147 to 1418 and encodes 423 amino acids. The record is from RefSeq and is a predicted model, not a curated record. Gene Ontology annotation, biological process: biosynthetic process; amino acid metabolic process.
CUGAGCAAUAAUCUUCAUGCUUGCACGCCUCGCGUGCGGCUACUAUUUCAUUACAUCUCGCCCAUUUGUCCAAGCCCAGUUGCGUCUAACCGUGUCGCUGGUAUUCGGCCUUGUUCGCUCUGCUCAUCCAAACUUUUCCAUUCACCAUGCGUGUACCCGACCCAGUCCCAUCCACUUCUGAGCGUUCCAAGUGGGACGUCCUUGCCGCCCCACGAGAUCCAAUUCUGGCCAUUCAUCAAGCGUACCAGCAAGAUCCCUCCCCGUUGGCCGUCAAUGUAUCCGUCGGCGCCUACCGCGACGCCGGCGGAAACGUCCACGAGUUCCGUGCCGUGCGCGACGCCCGCCUCUCCAUCGCAGCCUCGUCAACUUAUGACCACGCCUACCUCCCCAUUUCGGGCCUCGAACACCUGGCUUCUCAAUCCGCCCGUCUGAUCUACGGCGACGACGUCUUUGAGAGCGGCCGUAUCGCGUGCUUGCACACAGUAUCCGGCUCGUGCGCGCUCCGACUCGCGCUCUCCUUGGCGUCGCGCGUGCUGGGCGCUGAGGAGGCCCAUGUGUCUCUGCCGGCAUGGCCUAAUCAUGUCCAAAUGGUUCCCAUGGAGGCACUCAAGUUGGCAAGGUAUAGGUACUAUGACUAUGACAGGCAUGCCGUGGAUAUCGACGGAAUGCUCGCCGAUUUGGGGAAGGCGAAACGUGGAGAUGUUGUGCUGUUGCAGGCGUGUGCGCAUAACCCGUCGGGCGCGGAUCUCAAGGAGCGGGAAUGGAGACGUGUGGCUGACGUUGUUCAACAAAGGCGUUUAGUGCCGGUGUUUGAUAUGGCAUACCAGGGACUGGCGAGUGGUGACAUGGAGGAGGAUGUAUGUGCUGUGAGGACGUUCGUUAGAAAAGGGAUCAAUGUCAUUGUGGCGCAGUCAUUCAGCAAGAACCUGGGGCUGUACAAUUCAAGGGUGGGCACAGUAAGUGUAUGCGUGGCAGAUAAGGUGCCGGGCCGAGACACGGCAACUAAUCUCUUGAGUCAGCUGAGCUGGCUGGCGCGGGGCAUGUACUCAAGCCCACCGGCACAUGGGGCGCUUAUCGCGGCCAAGGUGAUGGGAGAUGAUACUUUGAGAGCAAAGUGGUUAUUGGAAAUCAAAGAGGUGGUAGGGCGGAUUGGAAAGAUGAGGGAAAGGUUGAGGGAUGAGCUUGAACGAAGGAAAGUAGCGGGGCAUUGGAAGCACAUUACACAGACGAAGGGUAUGUUCGUGCUGUUGGGGCUGACGUAUUCGCAAGUUGAAAGAAUGAGGGUUCUUCACCAUAUCUACCUGACGGGAAACUCGAGGAUCAACAUCGCUGGACUCAACGAGAAUAACGUAGCGCAGGUAGCAGAGGCUAUUGCAGAGGUUGUACAGAAUUCAAAAACCCCAGAGCAGGGGUGUUAG